Messenger RNA from Chaetomium strumarium, 3336 nucleotides. Its product is annotated as Pep3/Vps18/deep orange family-domain-containing protein. NCBI's taxonomy places the organism in Eukaryota, Fungi, Ascomycota, Sordariomycetes, Sordariales, Chaetomiaceae. Gene Ontology annotation, cellular component: endosome; HOPS complex. The record is from RefSeq and is a predicted model, not a curated record. The transcript is spliced from 4 exons. Gene Ontology annotation, molecular function: protein-macromolecule adaptor activity. Gene Ontology annotation, biological process: endosome organization; vacuole organization; intracellular protein transport. The coding region runs from base 181 to 3189 and encodes 1002 amino acids.
CACGUACUUGCACACCAACGACGAGCUCUGAGCUUACGACCAGGGCAGCUUCCAGUCACGGGCACCUUGGAUCAGGCAGCUUGCGGUCUUCCACCUCCUUUUAUUAGGGCGCAUUCUGCCAGCCGCCUAGAUCCUCACGAUGCCGAGUGUCUGAUUUCCAGGUUCCCGCAAUCCCUCACGAUGGCUCUCGAUCCGUCCAGCGGCUUUGCGGCGGCCGAAGCCGUGGCCGGCCUAGCCGCCGACGCAGCGCUGCCCAUCUUCGACGUCCUCCCCGUGCAGCUGCAGUUCUCCAUCGCAGCCGACUUCGUCGCCGGCCAGGCCGCCAACAACGUCCUCGUCAUCGCCCUCUCCAACGGCCGCAUCCUCCGCAUCGACCUGAACAAGCCCGAGGACAUCGACGACAUCGACCUACCCACAACCAAAAAGCCCUCCUCCUCCUCCUCCUCCUCCGAAACCGGCGUGAUCCGGCGCAUGUUCCUCGACCCGACCGCGUCGCACCUCCUGAUCUGCACCUCCUCCGCCGAGAACUACUACCUGCACUCGCAGUCGCGCCACCCGCGACCCCUGGCCCGCCUGCGGGGCGUCACCAUCGAGAGCGUCGCCUGGUCACCGCUGCUGCCCACCUCGUCGACGCGCGAGAUCCUGUUGGGCGCCGCCGACGGGAAUAUCUACGAGGCCUUCAUCGAGACGUCGACCGAGUUCUAUCGGAAGGAAGAUAAGUAUGUCAAGCUGCUGCAGAAACUGCCGGAUGGGCCGGUUACGGGGCUGUGGGUGGAUGCGCUGCCUCCGCCUUCUUCUUCUGCUUCUUUUUCUGGUGCUAAUGGAGGUGCUAAUGGAGGUGGGAAGGGGGCAAGGGGAGAAAUGAGACGGGUGAUGAUUGCUACGCGGGAAAGGCUGUUCCACCUCGCGGGGAAGGUGGGACGCGGACAUGACGGGAGCGGCUCGAUUUAUUCGAGGCUGUUUGAGAGCGAGCAGCCCGUGGUGCACGAGCUGACGCGGGCGACGGCGGCGGCCGCAUCCAUGCUGGUUGUCUCGCCCGAUGCGGCCGCCGAGGGACUGCCGCGGUUCUCGCGAGAGGAUGAGGCUCCCGAGCGGGCGUUUGCGUGGCUCACCUCCCAUGGGGUGUUCCACGGGAAGCUGCUGGCUCAUGCCGGAAGUGGUGCUGAGCUCGGGGCCAAGGUUUUUGCUGAGGCGAAGCUGCUCCCGCGGGCGCAGCUGGUCAGUCCGGAGGGGGCGGGGCGGAAGCAAGUGUCGACUGAGUAUAUCGAUGCGAUUGCGCUCACGCAAUGGCAUGUUAUCAGCCUGGUGGGCGGCAGGGUGGUGGUGGCGAACCGGCUUACGGGGUCCAUCGUCUACGACCAGACCAUCCUGGAUCCCGGCCAGAAAGCGGUCGGGCUGUGUGUGGAUCUCCAGAAGAACACCUUCUGGCUGUUCACCCCGCAGGAGAUAUUCGAGAUUGUCCCGCGGGACGAGGACAGGGAUAUAUGGAAGAUUAUGCUACAAAUGCAGCUGUUCGAUGCCGCCCUGCAGUAUGCGCACACUCCGGCGCAGAGGGAUGCGGUUGCUAUGGCAUCGGGUGAUUACCUCGUCAGCAAAGGGCAAUACGGUGAGGCGGCGGGCGUCUAUGGCAAGAGCAGUAAGCCCUUCGAGGAGGUGGCCCUUGCCUUCAUUGACAACGACCAGCCGGACGCUCUGCGAAAAUAUCUCUUGACUAAGCUAACCACAUACAAGAAGUCGUCCGUCAUGCAGAGGGUGAUGAUUGCGGCGUGGCUGGUGGAGGUGUUUAUGGCGAAGCUCAACUCGCUUGACGACACCAUCGUCACAGGGGCAGAGCUGUCGGACACGCUGAAUCCGACGCAGACGCGAGAACAGUUGGACGCGGUUCGCGCGGAGUUCCAUGACUUUGUGAACAAGCACAAGUCGGACCUCGACCGGAAGACGGUUUACGAUGUCAUCAGCAGCCAUGGUCGGGAGGAGGAGCUGCUCUACUUCGCCGACGCUGUCAAUGACUACAACUAUGUCCUCUCGUAUUGGGUUCAGCGAGAGAGGUGGUCGGAGGCGUUGAAGGUGCUCAAGCGGCAGACGGAUGCCGACGUGUUCUACCGGUACAGCAGCGUGCUUAUGACGCACGCGCCCACGGAGAUGGUCGAGAUCCUGAUGCGGCAGGGCAACCUCAACCCGCGGAACCUCAUCCCGGCCAUGCUCGAGUAUGACCGGCACUACAAGGGCCCGCUGGCCCAGAACCAGGCCAUCCGCUACCUCCAGUACGCCGUCAACCAGCUCGGCUCGACCGACGCUGCCGUGCACAACACGCUCGUUUCCAUCUACGCCUCGCACCCGUCCCGAGACGAGUCCGCGCUGCUGUCUUACCUCGAAUCCCAGGGCGACGAACCCAAGUUCGACCCGGACUUCGCCCUGCGGCUGUGCAUCCAGAACCACCGCGUGCUGUCGUGCGCGCACAUCUACACCAGCAUGGGCCAGUACGUGCAGGCGGUCAACCUGGCGCUCUCGCACGACGAAGUCGAGCUGGCGUCCAUCAUCGCCGACCGGCCCAUGUCCAACCCGGCCCUGCGCAAGAAGCUGUGGCUCGCCGUGGGCCGCAAAGUCAUCUCGCAGCAGUCGGGCGGCAGCAUCAAGACGGCCAUCGAGUUCCUCAAGCGCUGCGACCUGCUCAAGAUCGAGGACCUCAUCCCCUUCUUCCCGGACUUUGUCGUCAUCGACGACUUCAAGGAGGAGAUCUGCGCCGCGCUCGAGGAUUACAGCCGCAACAUCGACGCGCUGCGGCGCGAGAUGGACGAGUCCAGCCAGACGGCCGCUAACAUCAAAGUCGAUAUCGCCGCGCUCGACCGGCGGUAUGCGAUCGUGGAGCCCGGGGAGAAGUGCUAUGGCUGCGGGCUGCCGCUGCUCAGCAGGCAGUUCUUCGUGUUCCCCUGCCAGCACGCCUUCCACUCGGACUGCCUCGGGCGGAGGGUGCUGGAGCAGAGCGGCGAGGCGAAGGCCAGGCGCAUCAGGGAGUGCCAGGUGCAGAUCAGUAAGGGGCUGGUUGCGGGCGAGAAGAGGGAGGCUAUGAUUGCCGAGUUGGAUGCGUUGGUUGCGUCGGCCUGUAUUCUCUGCAGCGACUAUGCGAUUCGGAGGAUCAAUGAGCCGUUUAUCAAGGAAGGCGAGGAUCAAGAGGAGUGGGCUCUCUAGGAGAGAGAGACAGAGAGGGAUCUGAUCGGAGAGACGGGGCCAUGGGUAGACGUUUUGUCUGGUGAAACUGUGUGACGGAGAGCUGAUACCCGGUUUACUACUGAAUGCUAUGUAUGCGGAAAAACGCCGAACUAUAUACAUGAGCUU